UCGUGUGUCUGUUUCGCUGAAGCUCAGCGCGAGAUCCGCGUGUCAAUCAGCAGAAUUAGCGAGCCGCAUCGCGCAGGCGUGAUCCAGUCUGAGCCGCGCCAGCUCGAGGCCAGUCGCUUCCGUCUCUUCAGCUCUACCUCUCCCGCCGGACAUGCCCCCCGGCCCCCGGCGACCCUCCGCGCCUCUGCCGCACCUGUCCGGCGCGUGAAUGGCCCCCCCGCUAUGGACGAAAUGCCGUUCCAGAAAGUCAAGACCCGGCGCAGGAGGAGCCACUGCCCGCCCGGGGUCAUCGCGUGCGAGGACGAGUUCGACUGCAAGGAGCUCGAGUCGCUCUUCCACAACUACAACCUGAAGCUCGACCAGACCUGCACGCUGAAGGCGCUGUCCGUGCUCAUCCUGCUGUCGUCCAGCCUCAGCCUGCUGGAGCUGCUGCUGUCCGGCGCCAGCCUCACCAUCGCCAAGGGCUCGUACCCGGUGCACUUCGUCAUCUUCAUCUCGCUCUUCAUCGUCACCAACGUCAAGUACCUGCAGGUGAGCCAGCUGCAGCAGAUCGCGCACUUGAGCCUGCUCUUCUGCUUCACCUUCUCGGUGCUGUGCUGCCCGUUCCCGUACGUGUCGGGCGCCGCGGGUCCGGAGCAGGGCGUGUGGCAGCUGCUGCUGCUGACGUUCGUGGCGUACGCGCUGCUGCCGGUGCGGACGCUGCUGGCGGUGCUGUUCGGGCUGCUGGUGUCCCUGUCGCACACCAUCGUCACGGCGGCGUCGGUGACGGCGAAGACGCAGCGGCUGUGGAGAGCGCUGGUUGCAAACACUCUGCUCUUCACCAGUGUGAAUCUGUCGGGUCUGUUUGUGCGGAUGCUGACGGAGAGAGCGCAGCGCAGAGCCUUCCUUCAGGCCCGAAACUGCAUCGAGGAGAGACUGCGCAUGGAGGACGAGAACGAAAAACAGGAGCGUCUGCUGAUGAGUCUGCUGCCCAGAAACGUGGCCAUGGAGAUGAAGGAGGACUUCCUGAAACCCCCAGAGAGGAUCUUCCACAAGAUCUACAUCCAGCGGCACGAUAACGUCAGUAUUCUGUUUGCGGAUAUUGUGGGCUUCACGAGUCUGGCGUCGCAGUGCACGGCGCAGGAGCUCGUUAAACUCCUCAACGAGCUCUUCGGCAAGUUUGACGAACUCGCCACGGAGAAUCACUGCCGGCGGAUCAAGAUUCUGGGCGACUGCUACUACUGUGUGUCUGGCCUGACGCAGCCCAAGACGGAUCACGCUCACUGCUGCGUGGAGAUGGGUCUGGACAUGAUCGACACCAUCACAUCGGUGGCUGAAGCUACAGAGGUGGAUCUGAACAUGCGUGUGGGUCUGCACACGGGACGGGUGCUCUGUGGUGUGUUGGGCCUCAGAAAGUGGCAGUAUGACGUGUGGUCCAACGACGUGACGCUGGCCAACGUGAUGGAGGCUGGAGGACUGCCGGGGAAGGUGCACAUCACUCGUGCCACGCUGGACUGUCUGAAUGGAGAUUACGAGGUGGAGCCGGGAAACGGCCGCGAGAGACACUCGUUCCUGCUCAAACACGACAUCGAGACCUUCUUCAUAGUGCCAUCUCACCGCAGGAAGAUUUUUCCUGGUCUGAUCCUGUCAGACAUCAAACCUGCCAAAAAGAUGAAGUUUAAGACGGUGUGUUACUUGCUGGUGCAGCUCAUGCACUGCCGCAAGAUGUUCAAGGCCGAGAUUCCCUUCUCCAGCGUCAUGAGCUGUGAGGACGGGGACAAGAGGAGGGUGCUGCGCUCCGCGCCGGAGAAGCUCAGGAACCGUUCCUCCACAGCAGCUAACGCGGCUCCGAGCAGCCCGGGGACACGGGUCAACCGCUACAUCAGCCGUCUGAUCGAGGCCCGGCAGACGGAGUCCGACACGGCCGACCUGCACUACCUCACGCUCACCUACAGAGACUCGGAGCGAGAGCGCAGGUAUCAUCAGCUGAAUGACGAGUACUUCACCGGCGCUGUGCUUCUGUCUCUCGUCCUCACGGCUCUGAUCGGCAUCCUCUACCUGCUCAUCAUGCCACAGGGGACGGUCGUGUUGGUGUUGCUGGUCUUCUGCAUCUGUUUUCUGGUCGUGUGUAUCGUGUAUCUGCACAUCACUAGAGUUCAGUGUAUUCCAGGGUGCCUCAGCAUACAGAUCCGGACCGUCCUGAGUGUGUUCAUAGUGCUCUUAAUAUACGCCAUGGCCCAGGCCUGUGUGGUGGGCUGCAUGCCGUGGCUCUGGCCAACUAACUCCACACGCUCCAUUGUGAUCAUCGACGUGUCCGCAGGCCUGAACCGCACCAUGGCUGAGCUGCCGUGUGAAGGAGCGCAGUACGCCUUUCUGUGCUGCAUGCUGGGGAUGCUGACCGUGGCGUUGUUCCUGCGAGUGUCCUGGCUGUCCAAACUCCUGCUGCUGCUGCUGCUGCUGCUGCUGUACAUCACCGUGCUGGAGCUCAGCGGAUUCAGACGCUCAUCGGGGAUGGUGUUGUUGAGCGCUCGCGGUCUGGAGCCCGUCCUCUCUCUGCUGCUGUUCUCCACCGCACUCGCCCUUCACUCCAGACAGAUGGAGCUCAAGCUGCGGCUGGACUUCCUCUGGGCCACUCAGGCAGAGGAGGAGAGAGACGGCAUGGAGAAAGUCAAACUGGACAAUAAGAGAAUCCUCUUCAACCUGCUGCCGGUUCAUGUGGCUCAACACUUCCUGCUGUCUAACCCCAGAAACAUGGAUCUGUAUUACCAGUCCUAUGCUCAGGUCGGGGUGCUGUUCGCUUCCAUUCCCAACUUUAAUGACUUCUACAUCGAGCUGGACGGAAACAACAUGGGUGUCGAGUGUCUGCGGCUGCUCAACGAGAUCAUCGCCGACUUCGACGAGCUGAUGGACAAAGAGUGUUAUAAAGACAUUGAGAAGAUCAAGACCAUCGGCAGCACGUACAUGGCAGCGGUGGGUUUGGUGCCCACCAUCGGAACCAAGGCAAAGAAAUCCCCGGAGGAGCACCUGAGCACCAUCGCAGACUUCGCCAUCGAGAUGUUUGACGUUCUCGAUGAAAUCAACUAUCAGUCAUAUAAUGAUUUUGUCUUGAGAGUGGGUAUUAAUGUGGGUCCGGUGGUGGCCGGGGUCAUCGGGGCCCGCCGGCCGCAGUAUGAUAUCUGGGGAAACACGGUGAACGUGGCCAGCCGCAUGGACAGCACCGGAGUGCCUGGGAAGAUACAGGUGACAGAGGAAGCGUACCGUCUGCUUCAGAGUGACUAUGAUCUGGUGUGUCGUGGCAAUGUCAGCGUGAAGGGCAAAGGUCAGAUGCUCACAUAUUUCCUGGAGGGUAAAGCGCAGGACGCGGGGAACCGAGCGCCGCAUCACACCGGCGGCCUGGAGCGCAGGGUCCACGCCAUCGCCCGCUCCAGCAGCACGCACACGAAAGCCGGCAGAACCUCGUCUGUGGCCUCGGGAUUCGUGAGCAGCAGCUCUCCUGGGACACGCGGACACAGCGCCGCUCAUGUGCCUACAGUCAGAGAAGAGCAGGAGGGCAAAGAGGGGGAGAUGUAGGACCGGUCGCACACGAUACGCACACUUCUUUACCAUUAAAGACACAGAAGAGGAUAACGUCUGCAGGUGGAAAGAAUGAAACGUCUUCCCUUUAUUCACCUUCUCAAAACACGUGAACGGAUCUUCACUGCACGCUCUUUUAAAGACCGUCUUCUUUGGUCACUUUUAUCAGUUCUCCUGGAUAAAUUCAGGUACUGUCCUGCAUUUCUUUCCCAGUCGAAUCAUGGAAUUUGGGCUUGGGAAUGCCGUUCCACGCUGAUUCUGUUGCGCUGCAGGAGCGUUCAGAGCCUCGCAUGAUCUUCAGCAAUGUGUCAUCUCUCAAGUUUUAUGCCAACUUCUUAUAUGAGCUGUACAUAGUAGAUGUUCUUACAAUCAGAGCUUGUGUAUUUUUUGUAUUGAACUCUCCAGUGCAUUUGAAUGAGUGUGAUAGCGUGUGAAUGAGAUGCAUUUAUAACACAUAGAGCAGCAAUAGAAGCAGGACAUGCUCUGCAUCAGUGCACUAGAUUGUGAUUUCAUAUUCAUUCACUCUCACACACUCUUCAUCUUCAUCACGUCACAGAGCCCCGCUCACACGUUUCUAAAGGUUGAGACUGGAGAAAUCAAAGAGCUCUAUCUUGAUGACACAUUUACACCUGUACUCUGAUUUCAGAAAAUAAUAAUAAUAAUAUAAAUAUAUAAGUAUAAACUGUUUCAAAGCAGCAUGUGUAUAUAGAACAAGAGAAAUCAGGGAGUUUGAUAACAGCCUAAAGAAAGCUUCUUCAUCAUCAUCAUCAUCAUCCUCGGCUGCAGUCACUCGGACAGACUGUUCUGAAACUAUAAACUACAAUCUGACAUCUAUAUUCAUGCAUACAGUGGAGUCCAAACAUCUGACACUGCAUUCAGUUUCACAUUUUUGCCAUUUAUUUGAAAUUUGUAUUACAAAUAUCUUUUUCAUACCUUAAUGGGAAUGUUAACAUAACGCUCGUAGAACUUAUUUUUGUCAGCUGGCUAUUCAUUAAAUGUUGUAACUUUAUUUAAAUGAUUUAAAGGAUGUUUUGAAUCUCAGAUUGAUUGUCAGUGUGGUGUCAGGUGUGUGUAUGUAGUGAUAAAGUGUGUGAUUAGCAGGGACAAACCUGCACAGGCUGAACAUGUGCCAAUUAUAUCGAAUCUCAAUCUGAAGUGCAAUGAUCGGACACGAUUCUGUCAUCAGCAUUCAUUGUAAUAAUAUCAGCAUCACAUUCACAUGCAGAUGAAACGUGACUGAAACUAUCAAAUACUAUAUGCUUUAUGCUGUUAGAGAGCUAUGUGCAGAAGAAGUUUUCACUCAUGAUGAGACUGUUACCUGAGUGAGGCGGAUGGUUUGAUGUUAACGAGGUCAGUUAUGUGUAGUCUAUGUGGGCACAAGAGUGCAGUGACCAGCUACUGACACGGAGGUCAACAACCCGCCCAUGAGGAAUGCUGCGUCACACACACACACACACACACACACACACACA
Sinocyclocheilus anshuiensis is the source of this 5024-nucleotide messenger RNA. It is a transcript of the gene adcy1b, whose product is annotated as adenylate cyclase 1b. Gene Ontology annotation, cellular component: plasma membrane. Bases 223 to 3549 code for a protein of 1108 amino acids. The record is from RefSeq and is a predicted model, not a curated record. Lineage: Eukaryota; Metazoa; Chordata; Actinopteri; Cypriniformes; Cyprinidae. The transcript has 20 exons. Gene Ontology annotation, molecular function: adenylate cyclase activity. Gene Ontology annotation, biological process: intracellular signal transduction; adenylate cyclase-activating G protein-coupled receptor signaling pathway; cAMP biosynthetic process.